CUUGAGUAGACAGCAGGCCUGCAUUAUAUCCACAUUAUAGAGUCAUGAAUUGAAUAUUUGUUUUUUAUCAGACAAGGAGGCAACCACAAAGCGAAGAGACAAGAGGUUAGGCAUGGAAUCAGCCAAAGCUCCUGGAGGAGAGAUUCGGAGACUUCAUAUAAUCUACUUUCUCAGUCGAUUAGGUGGUCGCAUAGAGCAUCCUCAUCUCAUUCGUGUUCACCAUCUUGCUCGCAAUGGAGUCUAUCUCCGAGAUGUUAAGAGGUGGCUCGGUGAAUUGAGAGGAAAGGACUUGCCAGAAGCUUUUGCUUGGUCCUAUAAGAGGAGGUACAAGGCUGGUUAUGUGUGGCAAGAUUUGUUAGAUGACGACCUCAUCACCCCCAUCUCUGACAAUGAAUACGUCCUCAAAGGAUCACAAAUCAACCCUACCCCAUUGGAAACUAGUUCACAUGAUGAGAAGAAAGCUUCCAUUCCUAAGCAGCAACAAUGUUUGACAGAAGAACCUAAGAUUCAAACAAACCCAGAUUCAGCAGCAGAUACUCCCAGGAAAGUAUCUUCAGAAAUCAGCCAGGAAUCUGAUGGGUCAAACUUGACUGAUGAAUAUGAUUGUUCUAAGUUUGAAAGGAAGAAGGUUCCUAAACAGAACCCAGAUGAACAAAAUUCUGAGAGAUUAACUGAGAACUACUCUUUGCCUCCUCCGUUGUAUCAAAAUCUGUUGAACAAGAAGAGUAGGAAACAGGGGACAAAAGAUGAGAUGAUGAACAAGAACAAAACCGAUACACCAGAUGAUUCAUCCUUCUCUACGUCGUCGUCGUCGUCAUCUUAUUCUUCUUCAAAAUUCUCUUUUGAUAAGUGCAAAAGCUAUUCAGCUAGGCGUUCUUUUGUGUUUCGCAACUUGAUCACGUGCGGGAAUGCUGAUGUCAACGAUGCAGUUCUUGUCAUGUUGAACAAAAAAGAAUCAAACAAGUCUAAUGGUGAACCUAGUUCUGAGAUUUGUAAGGCGGAUAAAUUGGGAGGAUCAGCCAGGGGCUUUGCAAAUUCAUGGAAGCAUCAGAAACAUCAGCAAUAUGGAGCGAGCAGAAGAAGCUAUGACGGGGGCGAAACAAAUAGGAACAAGAAAAAGCUGGGCGACUUCAUGACUCAAAAUCAUCCCAAUCCAUUUGGUGGACCAACGUGCUCGCAAUGUGGGAAGAAGUUCAGGCCAGAGAAAAUGCAUAAGCACAUGAAGUCAUGCAGAGGAAUGAAAUCCUCGUCAAGAUCUGCAGAGAAGACAGCACCUCCCAGAUCAUCAACUUCCUCCAACACAGAUUCCACAAACUUCAUCCUCUUUAAAACAUGAAAUGCUUGGCUUCUAUGUUCCAUGUAGCGUCUUAUUUUAUAACUUGGCAAUGCUCAAUGAAA
This is a messenger RNA of Prosopis cineraria, 1398 nucleotides long. Its product is annotated as protein SOSEKI 1-like. The record is from RefSeq and is a predicted model, not a curated record. Bases 113 to 1336 code for a protein of 407 amino acids. The transcript has 7 exons. NCBI's taxonomy places the organism in Eukaryota, Viridiplantae, Streptophyta, Magnoliopsida, Fabales, Fabaceae.